GGAUAAAGAUGAAAUAAAUGUCUGCUGUCAAUGAUGUAUAGAUUAGUGUUACAGAAAUCUGUCACAGUGACAGGUGUUAGUCGUGUAUGUCACAUUACCCGUGUAUCCUCAGACCGGGUCUGGAUCAGUGAUUAUAGUGAUAAUCUCAUCUUGACAAACACAGCAGGGGAUAAACUACAUCAUCUGACAGAUAUACAUAGUUAUAAUGGAGGACACACUGUGAACAAUGACGGUGAUUUAAUUUAUAUAGACAGUGUAUAUAACAUCAACAAACUGUCUAUAGAGAACACAGUAAAGACUACAUUAAUAAAGUACAACACAGAACCAUGGGAACCACUGAGUGUCUACAGCUCCCCCUCCACUGGAGACCUGCUGGUCGGGAUGUAUAAUAAUGAUACAGAUACAGGCAAGGUAGUGCGGUAUAACUCCACAGGAGAACACAUCCAGACCAUACAGUACGACAACAACACAGGUCAGGGACUGUAUAGUUAUCCUACCUACAUCACAGAGAACCGCAAUGGAGAUGUUAUUGUGUCUGACUUUGGCCGUGAUGCUGUAGUGGUGACAGAACGGGGAGGAAGUCAUCGCUUCUCCUACAGAGGACCUCCAUCAGGAUCACGACUAGUACCACGUGGAAUCUGUACUAACGCGCUGUCACACAUCCUGGUGUGUGAUGGUUACACCCACUCAGUACAGAUGUUAGACAGUGACGGUAACUUCCUGUCACAGAUACUGACAUCACCACACGGGAUAGACACACCACACAGCCUGAGUUAUGAUGUUACCACACACCUACUGUGGGUAGGGUCAGAGUACAACAACACAGUCAACAUAUACAGAGUGUUAGACAGAGACUCUCUGACUGGACUCCCUCUGGAGGACAUCAAAUGUAAAAAGCAUCCCAAAAGUUCCAUUGACCAGUUCUGUACCCCGUGUGGUGUUCCCUUGUGUGUGGAGUGUACCAGCUCUGAGGAUCACAGCAGACAUGACCUUAUGAAUAUAGAUACAUUGUUUGACAACAUUCACAGGAUAGAGGAUGGAUAUAUAUUUCUGAUGUGCCUUCUUCUUUCCAAAUCCUACAAAAUAAACAUGAAAGAAGGAAACUGGAUGACCAAAUAUUAUGCUGUUGCCAACAAUUUUCAUUCCAAGGAAGUCACAAAGCCAUUCGCUCUUACAGAUUUAGAAAAAUACAAACCAAUUCUAAAAUUCAAUAAUUCGGAGAUCAGUUUUUCCAUUGAACUCUUCAAAGAUAUCAGUUUCCUGAAAUUUUCAAAGAAUUCAAAAUUUCUUGACAUUUUCUUGACUUCGGCAGAAAAAGAAAACAUUGCUGAGUACUGUAGAUCGUGGAAUUAUCCAAGAAGAGAGGAUGAAGUUUGCUGUUGGUUAUUGCCAGAGAAAACAGAGGAGUUGUUAGAAAGACUUGGGGAAGAUAUUUUCACGCACCCAACAAUGGAGGACCAGUCAUUCCAUGAAGCCGUAUUUAGAAAAUUCGGUGUACCAAUUCAGGUAAUAAUGAGGGGAGACAAAUCUGUGAAACUUUUCAUUGAAAAUCUAAAGAAAGGGAAGACCAUGAUGUACCACGCCUCUGGGAUGAUAAUCGGAUGUGCAGGUAGUGGGAAAACAACAUUACUAGAAAGACUUAAAGGCAUCAAUCUGAAAGAAAUAAAGAAAAACACCAAUUCAACCAGAGGAGUUGACAUCCACACGGAUGUCUUUGAAGUAACAGAUAGCAUCCAUGUUAAUUCUUCAAGCCAGCAACACCACUUUAAACUUAGACUUGAUAAAAAAGACCUAAAACAGAGUAUUCCGGAGUAUCAUUCAGAGAAUGCAUUUGAUGAUGGGGAAACACAGGAAAAGAUGGAACCAGUUGAUAAUGAGGACAAUAAGUUUGAAGCAUCAAACAGUGGAGGAAUAUCACAUGAUGAUACCAACAUUAAAACUACCUCAUCCUAUGAACCACAAGGGGCCAUACCAACAGAAAAUGUAGUGGAAGUUAUAAAGGAAAGCAAAGAUAUUCCUUAUAGUUUGGAAAUUUCUGGAAAUUUGCAGAUAGAGGCAAAAAACAUUUCAGAAGAUCCAGAUAAAAAAAUUACCAUGACUGACUUUGCGGGACAGUGUGCCUAUUAUGCCUCACACCAGAUUUUUUUGAGUCCAAGGGCAUUCUUUAUUCUGGUGCUCAAUAUGGAGAAGAAGUUUGAUGAUACGGUUGGAGAAGAAGUAUGUUGUCAGGAAGGCUCCAUUUACAGGGGAUGGACAAACAGAGAUUACCUUGAAUUCUGGAUGAAGUCCAUUCACCAGUACAGCAGUGAUAAGGCUCCUGUGAUCCUGGUUGGUACUCACAGUGAGAACAAAACAGAAAAGGAAAAAGAAUUGUUUUUCCGUGAAGUAUGGAAGAUUCUAGACAUGAAGAAGAAGUCUUUGCACAAACAUAUUGAUGUGAAGCGACGAUUUGCAGUUGGAUUCCAUGACAACGAAAGCAUUGAAAAACUCAAGCUGUCCAUUGCUGAUGUCGUGUGCAGGCUUGAUCACUGGGGUGAAGAGCUUCCACAGUCAUGGGCUAUGUUUGAAACAUUCUUUCGGGAAAAGAAAAUCCACAAGAUUUUGAGUUGGGGUGAACUUCAGUCCUUCAAUGUAACGUUGCCAGAGGGAAUAAAGCUCCAUACUAUUGAAGAUAUGAAUGCCAUGCUGCAGUUCUUCCAUGAUAUCAGAGAAAUUAUACACUUCAAUCAACAAUUUCUCAAUGAAGCUAUUAUUCUCGAUGUUCAGUGGUUUGCAGAUGCAUUUAAAAAUGUCAUAACAGAUAAAAACCAUGCAAAAGAAGAUUUAUUCGAAUUUGCCUCAGAAUGGGACAAAUUCAAUGAAACUGGAGAGUUAGAUGAAACUCUCCUAUCUGCUAUAUGGAGAAUGAGCAACAAUGGCUACAUCGAACAUAAAGAUGAUAUCUUGCUAUAUAUGGAGAAGCUAGGACUCAUAGCUAAAAUGAGUGACAAAAAGUGGUAUGUCCCCUGCAUGAACAAGAUGCAAUUUCCAGUGACCUACUUUUCAUCAUACCCUGCCUCCUCAAUCCUUUGCUACACAUUUGAUGUUCUUCCUGUGGAAAUUUUCCAUCGCCUUGUAGCAACCUGCAUGCAGAUUCCUUGGGAGAUUUUUUCUGAUGAAGACAGAGGAUGCAUUUACCAGACUGCAGCUAUUUUUGUGUUUCAUGACCAGCACCAUAAUAUUCUGCUUGGAAUGACUCACACAGAAAUUCAGUUGCAGGUGUUUGUUGUGGAGGGAGAAGUUGAUGUUUCAACCUGUCAUCAGAUUAGAGAAAACAUUAACCGUAUAUUACAUGAUCUCUCUAACACAUUCCAAAAAAACUCUGAGUUCCAUGUCGGGAUCAAAUGCAAGCCUUCUGGAUUUUGUGACAGGAAAGAAAGUGCUGUCAUAAAGGAAUCAGAGUUUACAAGAGCAAUUUUUCAGUGUCCUUCCUGUCCGGCAAACAAAAAGCAUCCCAUUAACACAAAAGAUAUCACAAAAUAUUGGAAACAGGAUAGCCUGUCUGAGAGUGGAACCAAUGAAGACACUGGUACAGAUUCCUCUGUUGAAUUGGUUCUUAAUGCUGCUUCAAGAAAAAUCCGAGGUAUUCCCAUCAGUAUUUUUGAGUGUCUACUUGAAGUCAAUGUGGAUAUCACUCCCACUCUCAGUUUUGAGGAGAAAGUAUUUAGAAUCUUGUACCAAUGGAAAUCCAAGAAUGCACACAUUGAUCACUUGAGAGAAUUAGAGAGCAUUCUACAGAGAGAAGGUCAAGGACAAGCUGCUGAAUACGUUAGAACAUUUGAUAUUAAGGACUUUGCUUGCAGUGGUGUUGCUUGCCCAGAUCAGAAUGUUUCAACAACAGAAUUCAAAACAUUGUCCGAAUAUCUCCCAAAAGACUACACUCAUUUUGUCCGAUUUUUAGGGCUUCCUCAAAGAUAUAUCGAACAAAUGGAAGCAGAUGGUUUGAAGAUACAGGAUAAAAUAUAUAAAUCACUUUCAAAGAUACAGGAGGAAUGUCAUUACAUGCUUAGCCGACAGAAGGUUUGCAAUGCAUUGACAUUUAUAGACAGAAAUGAUGUGAUAGUUGAACUUGGAUGGACAUCACGCAAACGAAAAAGGGAUGACUGAUCGGGAAACAAUAAGUGUAUUUUGGAUUCUUAAAGCUGUGUAUGUUACAGUCUUGUCAUUGAAAAUAAAAUCAACAUGGACAAUUUUUAUGCAUAAGCUUGUACAAUAGCAUCCUAUUACUGUAAACCAACUUUUAUUCGCGUGCGAGAAAUAUCCGCGAGUUUUGAGACCUACUUUAACUCGCGAAUAUUAAUCGCCACGAACCAUUUAUUUUGCUUUGUAUUUGUAGAGAAUGUUUCCUCAGUCGCGAAAAUUAAUUGUCGCGGAUUGAUUUUAAAUGGACUAAUCGCGAAUAAGAGAUGAAGCGAAUAAUAGUUGGUUUACAGAAUUUGUUUGUUUAAAGAAAACUGUCCAUAUUUGAGAAAGGUUUCAAACUUACUGUAAACUGGGGUAUCAUUCAUUUCUUGUGCGGUCAUGACCUGUAAUUUUUAUGAUUUUUGUUGUAUUUUGAGUUGUUCUUAGUGCAUGAAAGGUGAAAACAUGUGAAAUAGUUACACAUGACAUGACAAUUUGUAUAUACAUUCGUUACUGCAAAUUUAGUCACUUAAUUACUAGUGAUAUUUAAAAAAAAUCAGAUAUGUCUAAUCCUCAAAAAGAUAAGCUUUGUUUCAAUAGCAAAUGUAAAUAACACACUUAUAUAUGUACGUUAUCUACCUAAAAUGAUCAUGUUACAUCGUAAACAUUUAUCGUACGUAUAUUUUGUUGGUUUAUUUGUCUGUUGAUACUGGUAUGCUAUAUAUUUAUUCUUCUGAGAUUUGUUGGUACUUUAAUUUUAUUUUAUAUAAUGAAAAAUGCACUUCGACAGCAUGUUAUGGGGGAUUAUUAUUAACUUUACUUGAACAAGAAAGACUUGUUUAAUUUCUCACUUAUUGAUUUGUCAUAUAUCUUGAAAAACACACAUUUUUUUAUGCUAUAUCAAAUUAAUUUGUCUCUUUGUCCACUUAUAUUUACCUUUUUAACCAGUUUAUUUAGCCCGUGGUAAACAAUUCUUAUCUUGUAGACUUAUUCGAUGAUUUAAAUGAAACUUUUUCAGUAAUUGUUAGAAUAAUCAUCGAAAAAGUCCUUAAGAUAAGAUCUUUUCAUCAUAAAUGUGAAAAACGAUAAUUAGGAUCAUUGCCAAGGCAUGAAGGUUUGAUACAUGGGCUUUUCCUCUAGUGUAAAAUAGUGAUUGAGAGUGAUCUCCCUUGUGAAACCAAUAAAACGUAUGUUAGAGAGGUAAACAAAAGCACGUGUGCUUCCUUCAAAGGGUAGAAUCACCUAUACAGCAAGAAAAAAAAGCAGAAAUGGCUUUGUUGUACAUUGUUUUCAGAGGACAAAAAGUAAAAUAAUUAUCUUUAUAAAGCAUGAAUUUGAUAAAAUAAUCUUGAUGACCUCGAGUGUGAAGACCCUCUUUUAUAAGUAAAAAUCUGCAAGAUAAAUUAUAGGGAAAAGAGUACUUAUUAUUUUCCCAUAGAACUCUAUACAAACCUUAUGUCCUCUGAAAACGUUACAAAUUCAACUUCAUCGUACAAAUCCUUGGCAUUGUUUGAAACUUUAUCAUAACCGCUCAUAUAAUUUUAAGCCUGAAAGAAAUAUAUGGUCCUAUGGCGUUCAUAUGUCAAAAUUCCAAUUGUUUACAAAUUACAGUGGUCUGCAGUAAAUGGCACUCUGCAUUAAGUAUCAAACCCUAGAAUCUCUCCUAAUAUUUAUAUAUUUUCCGUUAUAUUAUAUCAUUUUCUUCUUUACUUCAAACAUUAAUAUUUUAACUUUAAAAUGAAAAUAUUUACGUAUCUAAAUUCAUCCAGUCGGCUAAAGCCUACCUAUUCAGUACCACAUACUAUUUGCCAUAACAAACAAAGCCACAUGUACAUCCGGGGAUUUGGUAGUCUCAUUUCUAUACUUACAUAAAAAACUAUCCCAGACUUAGGCAAAUUUUGUAAUUUUCAGAGACCUUAUACCUACCAAUGUAUAUGCAUGAUAUUUGAGGCCUGUCACUUCACUGUGACAAUCUUAAUUAAUGGCGCCUCUUCGCUGCAAGUAGUGUUUCACGGAAUGAAUAACUUUCAUUCCUGUGAUCCGACCUGGAUGUAGUUGUGAUUGUAAUGAAUAAAAUAUUUAUACAAUUGCAUAGUUUUGUUUUUUUUGUGUUAAUUAAAUGAUAUAAAGUCA
This is a messenger RNA of Saccostrea echinata, 6294 nucleotides long. RefSeq lists its product as uncharacterized. Lineage: Eukaryota; Metazoa; Mollusca; Bivalvia; Ostreida; Ostreidae. The transcript is spliced from 9 exons. The coding region runs from base 31 to 4146 and encodes 1371 amino acids. Gene Ontology annotation, molecular function: protein binding; zinc ion binding. The record is from RefSeq and is a predicted model, not a curated record.